AUGUCAAAAGCGUCUCCCAAAACUUAUAAGACAUAUGGCGGAAGUGGAUUGGGUUUGUUCAUCAGCCGAGGCCUCUCUGAGCUCCAGGGUGGACAGAUUGGUGUGAAGAGUACAGCGGGAGUCGGUUCGACAUUUGCCUUCUUCAUCAAAACGCGACGUACAGAGGCCCCUAAGCCUGCCUCUGGUACCGAGUCAGUGAAGUCGGCUGAAGUAUUGACUGGCGUACUCAACUUGCCUCAGGCGGAGGGCAAAAAGACGUCAAAGUACUGA
Aureobasidium vineae is the source of this 270-nucleotide messenger RNA. Lineage: Eukaryota; Fungi; Ascomycota; Dothideomycetes; Dothideales; Saccotheciaceae. The record is from the annotation of a GenBank genome assembly.